UCUCUUCAUUCCUGCUGUUCGAAACCGAUCACUCAAACCCUAACGCAAGCUACUACUUAUACCUGGAUCUAUGGCCCAACUACAAGUAUAUGCAUGUAUUAUACCGAAAUAUCCGAUGUACUGCACAUGUGUACACCCAUGUUGUCCUAUACUGAGUCCGCCCUGAACACGUUGAUUUUUUGUUUGAAAAAUUUCCCUACUUGUUUGCAUCCCCUUGGGUCUUUGUGGAUGAACAAGUUAUGCAUUUGCUACUAGCGUUUAUUGCCAAACGGGCUCUUUGAACUGCGGUUUGAGUUCACUCUAUCACUGUAAUGACGUGCUUUAUACCCUACACUAUAAGUUAAUACAUAGAAAACUUAAUAUUUCCUACUUAGUUGCUAAAAAAAUGUGGACGGACAAGGGCAAGUUUGAAAGGCAAAAGUUGUUGCUCUUAUUGUUACUGAUGUUGGCUUCUUCUAUGGUUGUCUUAUAUUCUGAUCUAGACUAAUGAAAACCAGAUAAUUCUCUGCACAUGAUCCAGUGGAGGAAACAGGAAAGGGAUAAAUAUAGAAUUGACAAUUAGGUUACACAUGAUCCAGUGGAGGAAAGGGAUAUGUAUAGAAUUGGCAAUUUUGUACAAAAACAUUUGCAAGAAUGAUAUAGUCGAGUCCAUUCCUUUCUUGCAGUUAUGUCAAGUUUUGAGUGAAUGCUCACCAUGAUAAUGUAGCAAGCUGUUCUUGAAUGAUAUUGAUGAAGCCUAAGGAAUAUGUUAGGUUGUACAAACAUCAAUAUAUCAGAAAACAGUAUUGGACGAUGUUGAUUAGAGCGGAUGGUGGUCAUGCCACAAGAAGGUCGAAGAAGAAUAAAAUAACUUGCAAUGACGAUAGAGACACAACAGAGCCAUUGAUUUCAGGUGAUAUUCAUCAGGACUCAGAACAAGGUAUCUGGAGUGAGCUCAGUGAAGAAGUUGCAUUGAAUUUGCCUGGAAGUGUUGUCUCAGUUGCUGUGCUGUGUGGAAGUUCUGUGUUAUUUGCAUGCUCGGGAAUAGCUAUAGGAUGCCAGGGGUGUGUCACAAGGAUUCUGACUUCAGCAAGUUUGGUUAGAGCAUUAAAUGAUAAAACAAAACACCCUGCUAACUUGAAGGUUGAAGUGCGCUAUGGAGGCAAUGUUGUCACAGGAUUUUUAGGAAAAUAUGAUUUAGAUUAUGGCAUUGCUAUUGUCAAUGUCACAGCCUGCCUUGAUGUUCAAGCUAUACGUCUCACCCAUGUGGUGGAGAUGGAAUUUCGUCCAUCUACAAAGGUAGUAGCUUUAGGGCGUGACCUCUCUGGCAAAUUAAUGACUACUGGUGGGAUACUGACCCGCGAUUCAAGAGAAUCUGAAGAUAGUGAAGAGCUUAUGCUAUCCACUUGUAAAAUCUGUGAGGGUUGGGAAGGCGGACCACUUUUCAAUGUAGAAGGGAAUCUUGUUGGCAUGAACCUUUUUUUUGUUAAAGAAAGAACUGUGUUCCUGCCAACAAGUAUAAUCUUUGAACGGUUGGAGCAUUUCCGAGUAUUCUUUAGGAGGGGUGAAUUUCUUGAACGGUUACGGAACUUGAAGGCAUGCAGUACUGGUGAGACACUGGUACCUGAGAACAGUGGUGCUGAUCUAACAAGAUGCUCAAAGGAGAAAAGAACUGAUGAUCUCACAAGCUUGGAUAUUAAGACUGAUCUCACAAGAAGCUCAAAGAAGAAAAGAACUUGCAGUGGUGGAUGAAAGACAACGAAGUCAUUGAUUUCUGGUCUGCUGGUUCUU
Molecule: messenger RNA, 1770 nt
Organism: Sorghum bicolor (sorghum)
Lineage: Eukaryota; Viridiplantae; Streptophyta; Magnoliopsida; Poales; Poaceae
Exons: 7
Coding region: 721-1731 (336 amino acids)
Source: RefSeq, a predicted model, not a curated record